This is a messenger RNA of Sphaeroforma arctica JP610, 1902 nucleotides long. RefSeq lists its product as hypothetical. The transcript has a single exon. Lineage: Eukaryota; Ichthyosporea; Ichthyophonida. Gene Ontology annotation, molecular function: oxidoreductase activity. The coding region runs from base 171 to 1421 and encodes 416 amino acids. Gene Ontology annotation, biological process: lipid metabolic process. The record is from RefSeq and is a predicted model, not a curated record.
GGGAGUUUGGGACUUAGAAACAUUUUAUCCUGCUCUAUAUUUAUAUAUAUAUGCUGUCGAAUUUUGCGAAUUAUAAUGCGAGCGAUAUCCCUUUCUCUUUUCAAUUACCACCUUAGUAUCAUCGAGACAGCUCGUAUCGCUAUAGCACGGUGGUGUUUCACAAAUAUACAAUGGGGUUGACUUUCGAAUCGUGCACUGCUGACCAGAAUAACGGUGUAGUUAGCAGUACUGAUCCCGUUGUGGAACAGGAAUCCUCUGCACCCACUGUUCUUAAGAGUCGUACGAACAAUCCAAAGGAAGCCGACGAUGUAGUCAACAUGGCUAAGGUGCGUGCUGCUAUCCCUCCUCACUGCUGGGAGAUCAGCACCGUCAAGGGAUUGACCUACUUAGUACAAGAUAUUGUUUUAAUCGGACUUUUGUAUGCACUGCGUGUGUACUUGCUUUCAGAUUUCAUGUCUGGUGCAUACGGAUCAUUGGUGUCAGUAUUUACAAGACUAGUAUGGUGGAAUUUAAUGGGUUUCCAGUUGUGGUGCUUGUUUAUGAUUGGACACGACGCCGGUCACGGAACAUUCUCCACCAGCCCGGCGAUCAACAUGAUUGUAGGUCAUGUGGCGCACGUUCCACUAUUAGUACCGUACCACGGCUGGCGACAAUCGCACCGUAUUCACCAUAUGUACCACAAUGAUCUUGAUCGGGAUAAGACUUGGACACCUGUGAAGGAGUCUACAGCAAAGGGCUGGAAGGACGACAACACUUGGUAUGGAUCAAUACGUUUCACUGCGUUAUCCUUGCUGAUGUUCCCAUACUAUCUACUUGUGGCCGAGGCUGGAGACUUGGUCUAUGGAUCACACUUCAAUCCGUUCAAUGAAGUGCUUUUUAAAACCACGCACGACAGGAUAUGCGCAACAGUAGGAACCGCAUCGAUCGCUGCCUUCCUUAUGUCGGUUUUCAGCUUCUCUGUGGCGCACACGCCUACUGUCCUAGCAGGAUUCUUUGCAUUCGUAGAUUGGUAUUUCAUCCCCUAUAUAAUCUUCUCAAUGUGGCUCUCUCUGGUCACUAAUCUGCACCACACACACCCCGAGUCACUAUUCUACCGCAACGCUCAGUGGUCUUUUGUGAAGGGUGCUGCGACUACUGUUGACCGUGACUUUGGGCCUAUAAUCAACUACUUUAUGCACCACAUCGAGACACACGUGUUGCACCAUCUCUUCUUCACCAAGAUAGCACAUUACAACCUAGUGGAAGCCACAGAGUACGCUAAACCGGCUCUGGGUCAUCACUACAAGAAGGAUGUGCGAAAUCCUAUUCUCGCCUUUAUGUCCGAUAUGGAUUACUGCAAGACAGUCAAGGACGAAGGAGAUGUGUUGCACUUCAACGAGUACGAGAGCUACAAGGCUAAAUAUAUGCCAAAGGAGGAAUAGAUAAAGGGUAACGAUUAUUAUGUUAGUUAAGUCGUACAGGUAGCCAGCCCCGGAAUUUUCUCGGAUGUAUUUACUUGACCAAAUUUGUAUGUGUAUCAAUAUAGGACGACGCACAUAGCUGGAAAAAGAGUUGGGCGUCAAUCAAAAAUAUAUGUCACAAAGAGUAUGAUACUGUGGUAGUCGGCAUACUUGCAUUUUAAUUUGAGCAUGUAAGCGACGUAGCUUAGCAAUGUUAUGAAGAUUCCGGCAUGUGGUCUGUCAACUAUGUAUACUUACUAAAUUACGUACAACUUAUACGUAUUUCUCUGCCCGUCUUACUUCUACUUUAAAUCAUUUCAAGUCGAGUAAGCGACGUCAACGUCGAAGUUUUAUGAAGAUUCGGCUUUUAGCUUGCCAACUAGCUACAUGUACAUAUGGAAUUCCGUCCACCCUAUACGUGUGUCUCCGCACCUGCUUAUACACUUGUGACCCGUCCACUGGC